Molecule: messenger RNA, 1933 nt
Organism: Phyllostomus discolor (pale spear-nosed bat)
Lineage: Eukaryota; Metazoa; Chordata; Mammalia; Chiroptera; Phyllostomidae
Product: collagen alpha-1(I) chain-like
Exons: 2
Coding region: 26-604 (192 amino acids)
Source: RefSeq, a predicted model, not a curated record
GGCGAAGGCGUCCGUAGUGGCGGUGAUGGGCGGAGGAGGAGGAAGAGGAGGAGGGGGAAGCGUUGGCAGGAGCGGGCGGGCUGGCGGGCGGGGUGGGGUGGGGUGGGGUGGGGGACGCGAGCGGAGGCGCGGUGCGCGCGGGCUGUGGCGGGCACGAGCCCCACGCCUGGAGAAGGAGGAGGAGCCAGGCCCGGGAGGAGGGCUACCGAGGUUUCAGGAUGUGCAGGGACCCCCACCCGCUCCCGGAGCCCAAGCAGCCGCCCCCAGGGCACCUGCAGCCUCACAGCCCCGGCAGGCGGCGGGAGCUCCAGUGCGCCUGGAGCGCUGCACACUGCGCGGGAGGAGCCGAGCCCUCGCACCUCCCGGGACUGCUCCCCGAGGCGGCCCGCCGGGGCUCCCGGGAGGCCCAGAGGUUCCUAGAGGACUGCCGCACACCCACACAGGACCAAGUUCAACCGAUAUUCGUGGAAUCAGACAGCGGGAAGUUUCUUUGAUUGCCGGAGCCAUCUGCAUAUGUCACUCAUUCCUUCACACUCCUUGCCAGCAGGACCGAUUUCUCCUCAAAGCUCUGAGGGUUGGAGACUUCCCUGGAGCCGGUCAGUAAAGUCCAUUUGCAAAUUAUACGACUUGGGAAACCUCCUACACACUCUCAGUAAUUCUCCUCCCCGAUCUCUUUCACAGGCAUCCUUUCCUCCCUAGCUGGUGAUCAAACUCAUCAACAACUCUAAAAAGUUUACAUUUUCCCAAAGCAAAACUGGACCUGCUGUGUUUCUACUACCCCUGCGAUUUUCGGUUUCCCCCCUGGGUUGGAAAAGGGGCACAGUGAGGGUUCCCCCCCAUCAGGGCUAUUUUUUUUUCCUGUAAAAGGGUGACCUGUUGUAAUUCCAGCCUCCAUCGUACAUUUUCAACAUUGUGUAUUUGAUCUGACUCUUCUAUUUUAUGUGGGGCGGUAAAAUCCAAAUGUGCAACUCGAACAACAACAACAGACAUUUUCCUUUUCAUAGGGCACGUAAGACAGUGUUAUCCCACUAAGGCAACGCAGGGCAGUGUUUAUUUCUUUGAGAAGUCCCUGUAAACGUUGGGCACUUUCACCGUUUCAGAGUAAGCUGACAUGUUUCUGUUAUAUUACGUGCAGAGUCCAUCUGUGCUAAACAGUUCAAUUGUAUUAGCUAUGAACCAAAAAUUCAGGUGUUUUUCCUAGAUGGUGCAGUUUUCAUAACGACAGCGCUAAUCUACAUAAAUUUUGGCUUUGCUUUGAAGAUUAUGUGAGGAAAGUAAAACCUACAUCAUAAAUAUUCCAAGCCGUGCUUUUUAACCUGUUAAUCACCAACUUCUAAAUAAGCAUUUAAUAUGCUACAACCUAAACAAACAUUUGCUGUCCUGUAGGGCCAGCUCUGUGAAGCAUGGAACACCACCCAGCUUUCUCCCCUGCCAUUAAUAUGCCCUUCCUGACUUGCCCAUUGCAGAGUCUAAUUAAAAUUCACAAAGAUAAAAAGCAUGCCAUUUAAAACCUUUCAACUAGAGGACCUAAACCUCUUCUACUUGGUUCGAACACUUCACUUGUUACUAUACUUCCCUGUUUUCCAUUGCUAUGAGUCAAUCUUCAUCAAGAUCCCUUAUCAUUUCGCCAUUUACAUGACUACUAAUUGUUAAUAUUUGGAUAAUGGAAAUUAAACAGCGUUUGGUUGCUUCUCAACUUUAAUUGCUUGCUCUGACAAUUUCUCCUUCAUGAAUGUCACAAUUUUUGUAAACAUCUUCACAGAUUAGUCUCAUAAUGCCAAUUUAUAGAUUUUAGUUUAAUUGCUUUACCUCAAAAUUUAUAUCUACUGGAAUGAUUUGUUCUAAAAGAAUUAGCUUUCUUCAGUUGGCUCCCUUAUUAGAUUUGUAAUCUCAUUUCCUUAUGACCCACUUACAUGUAACUUCGCAAAGCUCA